Exaiptasia diaphana is the source of this 3022-nucleotide messenger RNA. RefSeq names its product BMP-2-inducible protein kinase. The record is from RefSeq and is a predicted model, not a curated record. Gene Ontology annotation, cellular component: cytoplasm. Gene Ontology annotation, molecular function: ATP binding; protein serine/threonine kinase activity; AP-2 adaptor complex binding. Bases 189 to 2885 code for a protein of 898 amino acids. The transcript has 8 exons. Lineage: Eukaryota; Metazoa; Cnidaria; Anthozoa; Actiniaria; Aiptasiidae. Gene Ontology annotation, biological process: protein phosphorylation; regulation of clathrin-dependent endocytosis; positive regulation of Notch signaling pathway.
UUUGAGGUUCUUUUGAAUGCUGGGAAGGUGAUCCGCCAUGUUGGAAUUUGGUGCAAGUUUACUCCACCUAAAGUUGGAUUUCCUCUCCCCAAUACUUCUGUUUCCCGGCUCUGAUUACAUUUUUACCAUGUGAUAUACGAAAGCCGUACACGCGUUUGCAUCCUAGUCGAGUAUUGGAAUUGAUCACUAUGAAAAAACUAUUUUUUUCCUCGAGUGCUUCGAGUGACUUGCAGAACAGCUUCGUUGGCAAGAGCUACCGAGUCGGCCGAUUCUCAUGUACWGUAGAAGAYGUCAUUGCCGAAGGUGGGUUUGCUGUUGUUCUCCUUGUSAAAGCUACAAAUGGCAGACGAUAUGCCUUGAAAAGAGUUUCAGUCAACAACAAGCAUGACUUAGAUAUCUGUAAACAAGAAAUAAAUAUUAUGAAACUUGUCAGUGGUCACAAAAACACUAUUUYAUUUCUGRAUUUCUCUAUUAAUCAAAUCAAGGAAGAGAUUUUUGAAGUGUUGAUUUUGAUGGAAUAUUGCAAAGAUGGACAUGUUGUUCAGCUAAUGAAUGAACGUAUCAAUGAUGGCUUCAAUGAAUCGCUAGUGUUAAAGAUCUUUUCUGAUACCUGUGAAGCCGUAGCACAGCUUCAUCAAGCUAAACCUCCUGUAAUACACAGGGAUCUCAAGGAUGAAGGCCCUACUAAAGUAGAGGAAGAAAUUCAAAAAUACACAACACUAUCUUACAGAGCACCAGAAAUGGUGGACUUGUACAGUGGCAAAACAAUAUCAACCAAGUCAGACAUAUGGGCUCUUGGAUGUCUUCUGUACAAAUUAUGUUUUUUUACUUUGCCUUUUGGUGAAAGUACUCUGGCCAUCCAAAGUGCACAGUUUUCUUUCCCAGAAAAGUCACGUUAUUCCAAAGAACUCCACAGCCUAAUCAGCUAUUUAUUGACACCAGACCCUGAUACCAGACCAGACAUCUAUCAAGUAUCACACAUUGCCUUCAAAUUAAGAGGAUUGGAGUGUCCAGUCAUCAAUAUUAAUGUAAGCUGUUGUGUGUUUAUAAGGGUAAACGAUGGACCUGUGACGACAUCAUUGACAGCAAGACAGCGACCGCGGGCUGCAGGACAGCCGAACCAACCCAACACUUCUACUCAAUAUAUUCAAACACACAACCCAAGUCAUCUUAGUCAUAUAGCUAGCCCUAGGCAAAGCAGGCGAGAAUUCGCAAUGAUUCAUGGGAAGAAUCUAAAUCCUCCUCACGAACCAUCCAACAAUCUUAGUCACGUGGCKAGUCCRAGGCAGAGUCGACGAAAUAAUGGACAACAUCCUGAUGGCUAUGGUAACGGGUCACAACAGGGAUAUCAACAGCGGUAUUUACAACAGCAGCAGUAUCAACAGCAGAUACAACAACGACAGCAGCAGCUUCAGCAACAGCAACUACAACAACAACAACAACAACUCCAACGGCAAAGAUUACUCCUACAGCAAGAACAACAGAGACAACAAGAGUUACAACGACAACAGCAGUUACGAGAGCGACAGUUACAACAACAACAGCAUCAACAACUAUUAUUACAACAACAACAACAACAACAACAGCGUGCACAACAGCAAUUUCACCAGCACCAAGGCUAUCAUCAGAACGUGGAUCCUUCACAGUACCCAUCACAAUCACAGUAUGUACAAAGUCACAUCGAACAAAAUCCAUUUAUAAAUUUUAAUAAUUCGAGCAGUCAGCAACAACCACAUGUCCCACGGGCAAAUAUUGUUUCAAAGAGUGACGAACAUUUAAAGCCAUGGCAGCCUACACAUAUGCGCUCGAAGUCGGACCCUAGAGCCGCCAUGGGGCUAGACAUGAAAUACCCAUAUCAUCGUUCACCUAGUGACCCAGAGCUGCAGACUAGUCAACCAGCGACGGACAAACUCAUUGAAAUUGAUACGGCUGGACCAGAGAAAGAAAACUGGAAUCCGUUUAGUCCUUAUUACACUGCUAAAGACAGUGACUUCACCACAGACCCUAACCAAUGUGAUGACGAUUUGGACUUUGCUUCGUUAAGAGACAAUCUACCUGGUAAACAACCAAGUGAUGUUAAUGCUCAAAAUUUUAACCCGAGACGAGACGUUGUGCCUGGAGAACCUGUGAACGACGUUCUCUCUCCCGGGGAACUCCCUCCUGAUAUCGCCACCAAUCCAUUUUUUCAAAACAGCGCUCUGAUUAACGUCGAUGUAAGCUCUGAUUCAAGCGACAGUGGACGUGACAGCCCGAGCCAGCUUCAGCGAGCGGUAUUGCCUCCUUUGUCACCUGGAACCGCUGACCCUUUUGGCGCUGUUCCUUUCAGUUUGCCGAAUGCGAAGCCGAAAAAGGCAGAGCCUGUCUCGCCUGACGUCUUUGGUUCAGCGCCGUUUGAACUUGCAGUUAAUAGGAAUGAAAGUAAACCCGUGGAGGAUAUAAGCGUUGAUAAAUCAAGGCGAGGUGAAGAAUUGAUAUCCUUUGGAUUACAAUUCUCACACAAAGACAGUAGAGGUGAAACGGGACAAGAAUCUCCCAAGAAUCCUUUCGAAUUUGAAUCGUUUAGUACUACGUCAGAGAGUGUUGCUAUGAGAAACAAGUCACGUGACGACAGGGUGUCAAACCAGGCAAGCUUUGAUAACCCUGCUUUGGAUUCAGUCGAUGCUCCGCAUGAUCCCUUUGGUUCGGCGCCUUUCAGUACCGGCAAGAAUCGCGAGACUGCUGCAGAUCCAAAUUUACAUCAAGGUCCCGCAAGAAAUAAACAAGUUGGUGGAAGACCACGACGUCGUUUACCUCAGGUUCCAACAGCGCAGUCCGCUGGAGAACAGUCUGGAAGACGUAAGACUGAACAGAAUUUAGUUUUAGGCCGACCAUCGAAUGCUAGGUAACCGACAGCCUCACGGAGAACAACCCAACAAGAACUUAUCUUGGCCGUCAUAAUGUACCUCAUAUAAACACAUCCUUUAUAAAGUAUACAAGGCUUGUAAUACAUAGCUUCCCAAGGUCAUGGUUAUGUUUUGUUGAU